GCUCAUUUUUCAAGCAUGGUACCUAUUGGACUGUCCCCAGUAUCAUUGGCAGCCUCGACCUCGGCCUCGACGCUAUGGGCAACAGGUAAGCUUGAUCUGCAAUCAUGAGCUACUUAGUUCCAACACAACCGUCUGCAGCCUCAAAGGAGUGGGUGAUCCCAGCUAAACCCAAACCUGGGCGAAAGCCCAAAAAGGAGAGCUCUGUAGGCCCUCCAGCCCCAAAGGAUGAUGAGGACUCGGAGUCUGCAGAUAGGCGUGUUCAAAACAGAGCCGCCCAACGCGCAUUUCGCGAGCGCAAGCAGUCUCAGCUUGCUGAGCUACAAGCUCGCCUUCAUUCUUACGAACAGGGAGAAAUCGAGCGUAAUGUCGCACUCCAGAACGUUGCGAAGAAAAUGAAGGAUGAGAACGAUGAGCUCAGAAAGGAGAAUCAGAUGCUGAAAGAAAAAAUCGCUCGUCUCGAGUGGGAGGCAGAUUCGAAUGAUGGAGACAGAAAGAGGAACAGGGAGAAUGUUGUGGUCGUGUCAUCCAGCAUGUCCCCCGAACAAUCUAUUCGCAACAGCAACAAGCGAGCGAAGAUGGAAGCCGAGACGACGGACUCGCCGCAGGGCCACUUCACCUCCUAUAGCCCUCUAUCCACUUCAAUGGCUUCCUCUCCUGAUGAUAGAACCACCCCCAGCUUCUCCUCAGGCCACGAAAGUUGUUCAGGACUUUUUCCCACGCCCCCACCUUCCCUCACACACAUGCUCAACUAUCCUUCGUCGGAGCCUGUCCCAGCAUUAGAUGCACAAGAUUCGGCGGAUUCUUUCCAAUGUGUAUUGUGUAGUCCAGAGGUUCCUUGUGUUUGCAGGGAGAUGGACAUGGAGCAAGCCGUCGCUGACACUAAUUUAAGCCACAUAUCACUCAAACCGGAACAUAAUCAUUCUGCCAUUAUGUCACCUAUGGACCAACCCACGCAACUAGCGGCAUCUACAUCUUCGCAGAUGAACAUUCUCGAGAACCUCCCGGCAUACCAAGCGCCUGUCCCGAUACGUCGACGAAUGCCGGGUCAGAGCAUAAACCCGGUCUUCUCUGUGACUCCGAUUUCGGUCCCAUCGUCAUCCGCUAAAUGUUCAGGUGACCCUGCUAAUUGCAUGGCAUGUUCAGACGACGCUUUCGGAAAGGCGUUUUGCCAGGCAAUUGGGCACUCUGUCAAUUCGACGUCACCGUGCAUCGACUGCCCUGUACGAACUAACCAAUCCGACAAUAUUGUUGUCGGUGGUUGCUGUGGUGACAUUACGAAGUGUGGGUCUUGUGGCAUAGCGCCCAUGAUUUCGUCCCCGAAUCCUCACGCUGAGACGUCGAUACCGACCGACGAUGCUUGGCGUCAGCUCAAGUCGCACCCAAAUGUCGCAUUCGCAGAUCUGACACUAUUAGCCGACGUGGUUGCUCGUAGAUCCAAGUGCACUGGCUCACGGGUGGUAAUAUCACCAGCGCCAGGAUCCAUUACGCCUGAACGUAGCACACUUAUGGCAGGACAUUCUCGUCAGGGUGGAUCCACGGCACCAGAUCAUCGUUCGGUGCUGCUGACGAAUCCACAUGAGCGGUACCAUCAACAGCAAAGAGAGCGGUCCCCGCCACCAAGGCUUGUUCCGCAAGAGGUGUUGAUCGAGUGUGGACGUCGGAGAAUGCGGGAGGUGAAUGCAGAUGGUGUCAGAGAAGCGCUCCGACUGCUGGAUUCUAAGUUUGCACAUGCUCGAUAAGUGCAUAUGGAUAUUCUGUAUGUAGUAUGUAUUAAACGCGUC
Messenger RNA from Suillus subaureus, 1781 nucleotides. RefSeq lists its product as uncharacterized. Gene Ontology annotation, cellular component: RNA polymerase II transcription regulator complex; nucleus. NCBI's taxonomy places the organism in Eukaryota, Fungi, Basidiomycota, Agaricomycetes, Boletales, Suillaceae. The record is from RefSeq and is a predicted model, not a curated record. The transcript has 3 exons. Gene Ontology annotation, molecular function: DNA-binding transcription activator activity, RNA polymerase II-specific; transcription cis-regulatory region binding. The coding region runs from base 105 to 1739 and encodes 544 amino acids.